GACAGAAUUAAACAAAAUUUAUUCAUAGCUAUUGUCACAGUAACAUACAUCCAUUCAUACACAGAAAUUUAAAUAUUUUUUAAAUAAAGUGUCGAGUAUUCGCUCUUGUGGCAACAAAAAUUGUGACAAUAAAAUAAAGCCAGAGUAAAGAAAAGUGGAAGAAUCAACGUCAAAUAGGAGGGAUUUGAAAUCUUUGCAUAAAUAAAUCUCGGCUAUAAAUAUUCAUUAAAUUGUUUGUGACGUAGAAAAAAAUAUAAAAAGAAAUAAUGGAGAUUCGUCUCGUUCUACAAUCAUAACGAAUGAUAGAAUUAUUCUCAUGGUAAAAAAAGAUAGAACAACGAUGAUAAACGAAACGACAAAUGUCUAAAUUUUUGUGUGGAAGAAAAAUUAAACUGUUAUUGUUGCUAGUGUAGAUGAUAAAAUGAUAAUUAAAUUACACAAUUGGAUAUAUUUUCUUACGACGAUAAUGUUUAUUAUUGAAGAUUUAACAGUAUCAAGUCUCGGUAUGGUUCAUAUUACAAUCCCAAAUGCUAUUCAAUCAGGACGGAAUGCGAUUUUGAUGUGCGACUACGAGCUAGAGGGUGACGAUCUCUAUUCAGUAAAAUGGUACAAAGGCAAGAGAGAGUUUUUUCGAUACACAGCAAAGGAAAUUCCUUCAAUAAAAACAUUUCAUUUUCCUGGUAUACAGGUCGAUGUACAAUCGUCGAAUGCGAGUAGAAUAGUAUUAAACAAUGUCGUGCCAGAGAUAUCGGGGAAAUUCUCAUGCGAAGUGAGUGCCGACGCUCCAUCAUUUCAAACGCAUAUAGUGUCGGGUGAAUUACAAGUAGUAGAAUUUCCUGAACAAAGUCCAUCGAUAGAUGACAUUAAACAAUAUUAUAAUGUAGGAGAUUAUUUAGAAACAAAUUGUACAUCGAAUUCAUCAAUACCGCCGGCAACACUUGAGUGGUGGAUAAAUGAUGUGCCAGCACAUAUUGAACAUGCCAUAAGAUAUGAUACAGUUGUCGAUCCCAUAUCGAAACGUCAAACUUCCAUUUUAGGAUUAAGGCUACCAUUAACAAAUGAACAUUUUUAUCAAGGCAGAUUAAAGCUCCAAUGCAUCGCAAGGAUUUAUGAUAUAUAUGAGAAAGAUGUUACACGAUAUGUAGAGGAGCAAUAUCCACGAAUACUUGCUAAUAGUGAUAAUGGUGGAGUUCAUUUUUCGUUUAUCAGUGAUAGAGAUGCUGCUGGAAAAUCUAAGUCAUCAGUAAUCCAGCAUCACAAUACACAUUUAAUUAUGCUAGUUCUUUUGUUAGUAAUCCAUAGCAUAGUAAAUUAUCAUCAAAUUGAAAUUCGUAUUUUCGAGUGAGAUCACAGUCUUAUUGUAACAAUAAUCAUAAAGAGAACAAGUAGAAAAAGAAGGAUGUCUUUAUGAAAUCAUGAAUUCACUCACACACACACAUACAGUUAUACAUACACAUAUAGAUAAUACAAAAGAACACACAUUGAGGAAGGAUGAUGAGAAUCGACAAUGACAAUGAGAAAGGUUGAAUCUUUUUUUUUUCGCGAAACAGAAAUAAAAUAAAGAAUAAAAUAAUUAAAUAAUUUGUAAAUUUAUGGAAUAAGCAUUCAAAGUGAAUCUGUGGUUUUAUUCUAUUGUGAAAUAUUGUCUCAUUUUUUUCUCAAUGAAAAUAGCUCUUGUAUAAAGAUUAAAAUGGUGGAUAUAUG
Chironomus riparius is the source of this 1704-nucleotide messenger RNA. The record is from the annotation of a GenBank genome assembly. NCBI's taxonomy places the organism in Eukaryota, Metazoa, Arthropoda, Insecta, Diptera, Chironomidae.